Messenger RNA from Cherax quadricarinatus, 1604 nucleotides. RefSeq names its product probable glutamate receptor. Gene Ontology annotation, cellular component: membrane. Lineage: Eukaryota; Metazoa; Arthropoda; Malacostraca; Decapoda; Parastacidae. The record is from RefSeq and is a predicted model, not a curated record. Gene Ontology annotation, molecular function: ligand-gated monoatomic ion channel activity.
AUGGCCCGACCACUGAGAGAAGUACUGGUGAACCCGAAAGUGGUAAGAGGUCUGCAGGAACACCCUGGUACCUACAGGUUCGAGGGCGGAGCUUCAAUGGUGGUGUCUGCCGUUCACUGGCCACCUCACGUAGUAGUAACAGAAGACGCUAGUGGACGCCUCUCCAUUGAGGGGCCCUUGGCUAACCUCCUGGACACCCUCGCUGCCUCCCUCAACUUCACGUACCAUAUAGUGAAACCAGCAGAUGGCUCCUGGGGCGCAAAGUUCAAGAAUGGCACCUGGUCUGGCAUGGUUGGCCAAGUGCUACAACAGGAGGUGGACAUCGCUCUGGGGCCAUUUGGCAUCACUGAGAGCAGGAGUAAAGUGGUCGACUUCACCCGCUCUUUCUACUUCGACGACCGCAGCAUCCUGGCAAGGAAGGGCGCUCCUGAGGUUGACCCCUGGGGUUUCAUGCAUCCCUUCACAGAGAUGGUGUGGUGUGCACUGCUGCUGACGCUGUUCCUAGCCUGGCUAUCUCUCGUUGUGCUUGGUCGUGACCACAAAGGUUACGGUCACAUCACGUGGGCUUCGAACCUCCUCUUCCAGCAGCUAAGAGUGCUCAUCCAACAAGACGCACCAGUGAAGUUGUUCCGCGGGCGCGAGCGUUUCCUGGUGGGUGGGUGGGUGGUGGUGGCUAUGAUGCUGGUCUGGAGCUACCAGAGCACCCUGGUGGCAUUACUGGCGGUGCGAUAUAUACCCCAACCCAUACGGAGUAUCAGGGACGUCGUGAACAACCCCUCCCUCACCGUCAUCAUGGAGCCCAACACCAUUGUCACCGACACUAUCUCCACAAUCAAGUUCGGUGAUUUGAAGGAGCUGAACGACCUAAAGUACAUUGGUCGUGUGGAUUACCAGCCAGCAUCCAACUUUCCCCAGGCUCUAGAUAAUCUGGUGAGGCGCCACACACACGUCAUCAUCAGCACCAGCCUCUCCUCUGACCUCUUCAUUGCUGACCUCUACGCCAAAACAGGAAAGUGCGACUUCUACAAGGCGCGACAGACCUUUUUCACCUCGACUCACUGUAUCAUUGGACAAAAGGGCAGCCCGAUCGUGCCAGUCAUCAGCUAUCGGAUUCGACCCUUAGUGGAGUCGGGGUUGUACGUCUACUGGUUGUUCCGAAACAUUCAUUUCCUCGCCAGCUGCAAGGCAUCACCCUCCAAGAUCACCGUCAGGGAGGCUCUCUCUCUCAGUAACCUCUUGGUAAGCUUAAUUUACUUUCAUUCUAAGACCUUUGAGUAGUUACUGGCUUCUCUCCAAUUGUCAUGCAAGAACCUUGAGUGAUUACAACCGGUGCCCCGUCACUCAGUCACUCAAGAGUAUUAAGUUUCUUCUGGGUUACUGUCACUUGUAUUCACUCAGACAUCACCAUUCGCUCGCACACUAGCUUAUAUACCGGUAUUAUGAAAUUCUAAGUAGCAACAACAUUAACUUUAAGUACACUUUCAUUCUCUGAAAUAACCAAACGUACACUCAACAAUCAACACUCACCAUAUACAUUCAACAUUCACCAUAUACACUCAACAUUCACCAUAUCCACUCAAUCAACAUUCACCAUAUACACUCAG